AUGUAUUAUCGGUUACAGAGUCUACUCAAAAUUAUCUUAAUUUCAUUUGUUAUUGUACCAAUUAUUAUAUUGAUAAACUAUGUAUUUGUUCGACAUGAAAAAUGUCCAUCAUGUCCAACAUCAACACAGCUAAUUCAAUCAAUAAUUUCUUCGAAUGAUUUAUCAGAUACAGAAGAUGAAAAAACGGCUGUUGAUGAUACUUCUAUAUUAUGUUUAGACUUGGCACAUCGUAUUGAUAGUGAACGAUAUUAUCCUCAAUCACCAGUUAUUUUUCCACCUACAUUUAAUGAUACAAAAACUUUUCGUUUUCCCUAUCGUUAUUCUCAUUGGAAAUCAUCAUCUAUUAUUCCUCGUGCAAUAUCUCACUGUGAACAUACAUUAGUAAUGCAUUUAUUAACGAUAAUUGAUCGAAUAUGUCGUCAUCAUAAAAUUACGUAUUUUAUGUCUGCAGGAACAUUAUUAGGUUCUAUAAGACAUCAUGAUAUUAUACCUUGGAAUGAUGAUGUUGAUAUAAUGGUACCAUAUGAACAACGCGAACUUUUUACUGAUGCAUUUAAACAAAUAAAAAACACAUUAAUUGGAUUAGUUUUACAUGGUGGUAAAACGCCAGAGCAAGAGUAUUAUAAAUUAUUUUAUAUUAAUACUCCAACUGCUGGAGAAUUUGAAUGGCAUUUUCCAUUUGUUGAUAUUUUCUUUUAUGAACAAAAUCAAACUCAUCUAGGGCGUUCAUUGAAUUCAGAUAAAAUAUUUCAAACAAGAUAUAUUUUUCCAUUAAUUUUAAGACCACUUGGAUACUUAUGGCUACCUGCACCAAGAAAACCAAAACGUUUAUUUCGAUUUGAUCCUUUUGAUGAAUGUAAAACCCAUUACUGGGAUCAUAGAAAUGAAAAUGGACAAGAAGAAAUAGCAGUUGAAUGCGAUCGUCUAAAGGAUAUUUAUCCAUUUGUUGAACCAAAUAAGAAAAAGAGAUGGAUUGAAAUUUUAAAAAUUAAUAAUACUAUUAUUCAUACAGUUGUUUUUACGUUAUAA
Adineta steineri is the source of this 1029-nucleotide messenger RNA. The record is from the annotation of a GenBank genome assembly. Lineage: Eukaryota; Metazoa; Rotifera; Eurotatoria; Adinetida; Adinetidae.